AUGGCGACACCAUCCAAACUCAGUCCUCGCGACGUUCACACCACCCUGAACUACUCUUCCUUCUCGACCGACGAGACGCCGUACAACUACGUCUCUGCCCCUCCCGACGGCAAACCCAGCACUAACUACGUCCCUGAACCUCACCCGGCCGUCAUCUACGACAUCCGCGGAAAGGAAGAUACAAAGUCUCUGGACGAGAACGGUUUCGCGUUCGUGAAGUAUCCGUCGCAAGAAAAGGAUUUCGUGGACGACGGGAAGAUCAAGGACGUUUACUACAAGGAGCUAGAGGAUUUGUUGAAGAAGCAUGUGCCGGGGGUAAAGAAGAUCCACGUUUUUGAUCAUACUAUUAGGCGUCCCAUUGGUGAAGACUCGCGCCCAAGUGACGAUCGACGUGGUCCAGCUGACCGCGCCCACGCAGACCAGACCUACGAAGCCGGCAUCCGUCGCGUCCACGACCGAUUCCCCGCCGACGCCGAACGCCUCCUCCAACAUCGCGUCCGCAUCAUCAACGUCUGGCGUCCGAUCGCCAACCCCGUCACGCACCACCCUCUCGCCGUAGCCGACUGGCGCACCGUCAAACCCUCCAGCGAGCUCCUGCCGACUAAGGUCAUUACCCCCACGAGGAUCGGAUGGACGUACAGCGUGAAGUACAGUCCGGAGCAUACGUGGUAUUAUUUGGGAGGACAGACGCCGGAGGAGGUUGUGCUGAUUAAGUGUUUCGAUACAGAGGGUGCGGAGGAGGCGGCUGGGAAGGAUGUGGCGACGUACACCCCGCAUACCGCGUUUUUUGAUGCAGGGAGUCCGAAGGAGGCACCGCAGAGGCAGUCGAUUGAGGCUAGGUGUUUGUUGUUCGACAUGGAGUAG
Molecule: messenger RNA, 864 nt
Organism: Stereum hirsutum FP-91666 SS1
Lineage: Eukaryota; Fungi; Basidiomycota; Agaricomycetes; Russulales; Stereaceae
Exons: 3
Coding region: 1-864 (287 amino acids)
Molecular function (GO): oxidoreductase activity
Source: RefSeq, a predicted model, not a curated record